Spodoptera littoralis (African cotton leafworm) is the source of this 2855-nucleotide messenger RNA. The record is from the annotation of a GenBank genome assembly. Lineage: Eukaryota; Metazoa; Arthropoda; Insecta; Lepidoptera; Noctuidae.
GUUCUCAACUCCCGCGUUUUCUCACAUCUGUCAAAAGUUCAUCGUGUUUUGUUGAGAGUUUUAUUUAUUGUAAUUAUUUGUUUGUAAGUGAGUUUUGUGAAUACAUAAUUUAAUUAAUGUUAUAAAUAGUGUUAUUUAGUGUUUCAAAUAUGAAGACUAGUAAGUCGCCGGAGAAAACAGAAAUAACACCUUCGAAAAAAAAACUGAAGCAAGCCAGACUCCCGUUUAAGCUUAUUAGCGAUGUAUCACCUAAACCAGCGGCUCCUCAAACUAGGAAGCGCAAGCUUUCUGCUUCAGACACGGAGACAGUUACGAAAAUAGGUAAAAUAAGUAAAGAAAAUGACUUAGUUGAAGAAGCCGUGAUAAUCAGUGACGAUGACAGUAGAAAUGAUGAGAAUCCUCCGAAGGAGGAUAAAUCUAUGAAUCCUUUUGUAAAACUAGUAGAUACAGCAUGGAAAAAGAAGCUGCAAAAGUCCAAAAAGAAGAAGGGUGGCAACAAGUCGUCGAAAACUGUAAGUAAUGGGUCUGUCGAGGUUGAAGACGCCACUGAUAGUGCCGACAACAAAGAAGCCGACUCUGAAAUUAUGGAUGUAGAUGAAACUCCUACUGAUGUGAAUGAACAAACUGACUCAGAAGAAACAGCAUCUAAUAAAGUUAUGACUACAUCUUCACCAAAACAACAGACUGCAAAAAAAUCUUCACCAAAAGGUCAGGCAGCAUCAAAAUCUCCAAAUUCUUCACCAAGUGGUAAAGCAACAUUUAAAUCUUCACCAAAAAGCCAGAGGUCAAGCAAAUCUCCAGCUAAAGGUCAGGCCAGAACAAAGUCUUCCCCAAAAAGUGAGACCACAACACAAUCUUCACCUAAAAAAGAAUUGAAAUCAAAACCUAAUGAGGUUAUCAUUUUAGAAGAUUCAACUAAUCCUGAUGAUACCAAAACUUCAGAGACUGACACUGCAGAAGAAAAAGAAAACAAUACUACUGAAAGCCAUGAUAAUGAUUUAUCUCAAAAUUCAGAGGUUAAUGACACUUCAACAAUUGAACAGGUUUCCGAGGACUCAGAAAAAGCAAAUAAAAAAUCCCCUUCUAAAAAAGUACCAGCAUUAAAUCAAAUUACCCCCAAACGGAGUGCUCGGAAUAUAGCGAAAGCUGAACAGAAUAAUAACUCCAAAGGUUCUCCGAGCAAGCUUAAUGAGUCUAUGACUUCUGAUGGGUCAACUCCGAAGCAGGGUUCAAAGACAAGCAGGAGUUCUUCGGUAACUAACAGUCAAGGAGAUGUGUCAUUGAAUGAAUCUGCAACAUCAACUAAUUUAACACCUAAACAGUUACAAAAAAGAUUGGAAUCUGCCAAAAAGAAAGAGGAACGGGAAAAAGAAAAGCAGGAAAGGGAGAAAAAGAGGCAGCAGGAAAAAGAAGAAAGGGCUAAGUUGAAACAAGAGAAGGAAGAUCAAAAGAAGAAAGAACGUGAGGAAAAGGAAGAGGCUAAGAGAAAGGAGAAGGAAGAGAAAGAGGAACAGAGAAGAAAGGAGAAAGAAGAAAAGGAAAAACAGAAGGAACUGGAGAAGAAAAUACGAGAGGAAAAGGAAGAAAUGAAACGCAAGGAAAAGGAGGAAAAAGAAGAACAAAGAAAGAAAGAGAAAGAGGCAAGAGAGGAGGAGAGACGCAAAAAGCAAGAGGCAUUAGAACUCGAAAAACAAGAACAAGAGUUAAAAAAGAAGAAAGCCGCAGAAGCAUUCGUCAACUUCUUUGUACCAAAACAGAAGACGGACAAAGAACAGACAACUGACUCCUGCAUCAGCAAAACUAGCAUGCUAUCAAACUUCAUGAUCAAAAACGAUAUGCGUUUAGCUCCUUUAGUAAGAGUUGAUAUGAGCCAAGAUAAAAAAGAAGAAUUAGUUAAAUUAAUUGAAAAACAAACAGUUUCUGAGAAAGGUUUAUACCUAAAUUGUCUAAAGGAUGGAACAAAUAAACCCCUGUCUAGUGGGAAGACUUGGCCAUUGAGUGAUAAAGAUGAUGAUGAUGAUGUUAUGAUUGUUGAGGAUGAAUUACCAAUGCCAGAUGAUGCUGGUGAGAUCCUUACUUGCGAGCCAGCCCAACGAGAGAAAUUGAGACCCAAGUUGCUGAGUUUCCACGAGAAUCGACGUCCACCAUAUUGGGGCACUUGGAGAAAAAAGAGUGCAUGUGUCAAACCUCGAAGACCUUUUGGGCAAGAUGAGAAACAACUGGACUAUGAAGUGGACAGUGAUGAGGAAUGGGAGGAGGAACAGGAAGGUGAGAGUAUCGACGGGAGCGCUGCUGGCAGUGAUGAUGAACAGGAUGCUGAUGAAUAUGAAGUUGAUAAUGUUGUGUUUGUGCCGCACGGAUAUCUUAGUGAUGAGGAAGCAACCAUGGAUGAAGAUGAUAUGCUCUCCCUGUCUCCAGAAACUCAAAAACAAAGACUGAAACAUUUAGAAGACGAAUUUGAGUCCGAAAUGAAGAAACCAACUGAAAAACUUAAGCCUCGAAUGUACGGCUUGCUGUGGGAGACGGCAGAUGGCGGGAAACCAGAGAAAUGUGUGGAUGCUCUGUGGAACUACUUUGGAAAGUUGUCUAUGAUCAUGAACGAUCCGACUCCAUUGUUACAACCAGCCAGUGAGCCUGAAGAAACAGAGAAAAAGAAGGUCAAAAAGAAGAAGGUUCCAAAAGAACCAACAGAAGGCGAGCCUAAACCGAAAAGCCCUAAAAAUGAGAAGAAAAGAAAAUCUAAAGCAGAUGAAAAGGAAAAAACUCCUAAAUCUGAAACAAAAAAGAAUGUUCCUGAAGCAAAGAAGAACCAACCCGGUAUUAACAUGUUUUUAAAAAAGUUAACAUCAUCAUAA